Molecule: messenger RNA, 732 nt
Organism: Dichomitus squalens LYAD-421 SS1
Lineage: Eukaryota; Fungi; Basidiomycota; Agaricomycetes; Polyporales; Polyporaceae
Product: HET-domain-containing protein
Exons: 2
Source: RefSeq, a predicted model, not a curated record
AUGCGCCUGCUGGACACAGAGACGGGUCGGUUCGUGGACAGAGACCCAGCACAUACCACCUAUGCCAUCUUGUCCCACACUUGGGAUACCUCGGGCGGAGAGCAGACGCACAAACAGCUGAGAAAGAUCCUGAAACGAUAUCUGUCGCCAAAGAUCCGAGACGCAUGCGCAUUCGCGCGAGCGAACGGGUUCCGUUACAUCUGGAUCGACUCAUGUUGCAUCGACAAGACCAGCAGUUCCGAGCUCUCCGAGGCUAUCAACUCGAUGUUCGUUUGGUAUGCGGAGGCGCAGGUCUGUUACGCGUUUCUCGCCGACGUCCCUGUCGGAGAAGACCAUACCGCGGCAGGAUCAUCCUUCCGCAGAAGCCGCUGGUUUACGCGCGGCUGGACGCUUCAGGAGCUUAUCGCACCCUGGGACGUAGUGUUCUUGUCUUGCGAUUGGACGGUGAUAGGGUCGAAGAACACAUUGUCCAGGCUCGUGGAGGAGAUCACUGGGAUUGAUCGCGAAGUCUUGCUACAUGAGAAGUCGCUCGACUCGGUCAGCGUCGCCGCACGCCUGUCCUGGGCGUCGAAGCGAACAACGACGAGGGCCGAGGACCAGGCGUACUCACUCCUUGGUAUCUUUGACAUCAACAUGCCUACCUUGUACGGAGAGGGCGAAAGGGCUUUUCGCCGGCUGCAGGAGGAGAUCAUGCGCCGUGUCCCGGACCAGAGCCGUUUUGCAUGGGGUCGA